CAUUGGCUCAUGAUCCAGCAACUCGCAGCUUCUCCCUCCCUAUCCUGAACUCCAAACCGAUAACCCGCUCGCGACCCCUGUUCUCUCCCCAUCCCUCACCCGAAUCCUCCUCCAUGGCGGCUCUGCCCACCGGCUCAUUCGCAGCAUGUAGCCUCCAGCCAAGGAUCCCGGCGUCGCCGCUUGCCCCGAAGGCGCGGCCGCAGAAUGCUGCCGCGGCAGCGGCGUGUGGUGUUGUUCCGACGCGGGGAUGCCUCCACCGUGCCGGCGCCGCGAAGGGCGUGUCCGCGGUGUGCGAGCCGCUGGGGCCCGACAGGCCUGUCUGGUUCCCCGGCACCUCCCCUCCCCCAUGGCUCGACGGCAGCCUCCCGGGAGACUUUGGAUUUGAUCCUCUUGGACUAGGGUCGGAGCCGGAGACGCUGCGGUGGUUCGCGCAGGCGGAGCUGAUGCACAGCCGGUGGGCGAUGCUGGCGGUGGCCGGGAUCCUGAUCCCGGAGAUCCUGCAGAAGUGGGGCUUCAUGGAGGAGUUCUCCUGGUACACCGCCGGCGAGCGCGAGUACUUCGCCGACCCCUGGACGCUCUUCAUCGCGCAGAUGGCGCUCAUGGGCUGGGCCGAGGGCCGGCGGUGGAUGGACUACCUCAACCCGGGCUCCGUCGACAUCGAGCCCCGGUUCCCCAACCGCAAGAACCCCACCCCCGACGUCGGCUACCCGGGCGGGCUCUGGUUCGACUGGGGCAACUGGGGCCGCGGCUCGCCGGAGCCCGUCAUGGUUCUCCGAACCAAGGAGAUCAAGAACGGCCGCCUCGCCAUGCUCGCCUUCGUCGGCUUCUGGUUCCAGGCCGUCUACACGGGCCAGGGCCCCGUUGAUAACCUCCUGGCGCACCUCGCCGACCCCGGCCACUGCAACAUCUUCUCGGCAUUCACUUCCCACUGAUUGUCGCAGAGAGCGAUGCACGGUUUUGCAAAAAACAGAGGUUUGGCAUUGAUCUUGGCCAUGGAAUGUGAAUAUUACAUGCAUACAAGGAGGAAUAUAUAAUAUUUUGUAUGAUGAAAAUACUAGGCAAAAUUCUUGUAUUACCACCCCAGAGCGACAUCUUUUUUUUUCCUUGAACACGCCCGCAAGCAUAUCAUUUUCGUUAAGAAUAAAACACUAACAACUCAUUUGGCAUCCAUCCUUUCAUUUCAUUGAUAGAAAUGAAAUGAAAUCCAAUUUUUGA
Molecule: messenger RNA, 1215 nt
Organism: Brachypodium distachyon (stiff brome)
Lineage: Eukaryota; Viridiplantae; Streptophyta; Magnoliopsida; Poales; Poaceae
Product: photosystem I chlorophyll a/b-binding protein 6, chloroplastic
Exons: 5
Coding region: 114-932 (272 amino acids)
Biological process (GO): response to light stimulus; photosynthesis, light harvesting in photosystem I
Cellular component (GO): membrane
Source: RefSeq, a predicted model, not a curated record